This is a messenger RNA of Eremothecium cymbalariae DBVPG#7215, 1590 nucleotides long. It is a transcript of the gene FOB1, whose product is annotated as replication fork barrier binding protein FOB1. The transcript has a single exon. NCBI's taxonomy places the organism in Eukaryota, Fungi, Ascomycota, Saccharomycetes, Saccharomycetales, Saccharomycetaceae. The record is from RefSeq and is a predicted model, not a curated record. The coding region runs from base 1 to 1590 and encodes 529 amino acids.
AUGAGUAAGAGUGAUGAAAUGCUGCUGAAUCCCUAUGAUGCACAAGUUGGCAGUGAUGGUUCAGAAUCGUUCUUUGUUUUUCAAAAAAUUACAGAAGAAGGAUUCAAGGUACCUCGUUUUGAUUUGAAUGUCUAUCAAUUGGCUCCAGAAUUAGACCACGACUGGCUUGAUACGGGCCGUAACGAAUUAAUAAAGCUGAUAAAUACGGUGAAAGGACAGUUGACUCAAGACAUAUACGAGUUGAUUAGCAGUAAUACACUUUCAACACAAACACUGUUAGAAUGUUGUGACAAAGUGACGGCUGGUACAGUUGAGAAUAAAUUUGUACUUUUAAAGCGUCGAUAUUCUAUUCUACAAGGUAAUGUUGUGGAUCAUAAAAGGGAAGAUCUGCCAGUGAUUGAGCCGGACCUAGUUUUUGAUGUGAUUAUGGCUGCACAUCUAAUCAACGGGCAUCUCCCUUGGCGCAAGAUUCAUCAACAUUUAAAGAAUUUAUACGCCAAUGUGACCCGUGAUUUCACAAAUUUGGUGACAUUGUAUUGUUCUCACUGCAAUACUGAUCGAAAUAUGAAAAGAUUUUUACGAUACAAACAUUAUAACGUAUACGAUAAAGUUAUGCCGCUGGAGCGCUGCCAUGUAGAAAUAUUUGCUCCAUUUGACGAUGAUGGAAACGAGAAAAUUGAAGAUAAAUAUAGCCAUGUUCUCUAUUGCAGAGAUUAUCAUUCGAGGUUUGUGUGGAUGUUACCUUUAGAGGGAAUAACUUUUCGAGAUCUAGUUCCUGCUUUGACUCAACUAUUAUGCUCCAUGAUCAGAUUACCAAUUUUCUUAGAGACCGCGACUCUUGACAGACAAGACAUGUUUGACGUGUGUGAAUAUAUUGCUAGGAAAUAUAAAUUGAAAAUUGGUUUAGGUUUAAAUAGUGGAACAGAUUUUCAGAGAAAUGGUGUCACUAGGAUAAAGAAUCUAUUUGCUGAACAUAAGGAACAAUGCAUUAAAGAAUGGAAUAUGUGUCUAAGAUUGGUCCUCACCCGCGUGAACCAAAACUAUUCUGAUAGAGUCAGAGGUAUUCCUAGUGAUUUACUUUGCAACGAAAUAUCUAAUAUUGCUCACAAAUUUAAAUUAAAACAGAGGAAAAUCAUAGACGAGUUGUACGCUCAUCAUGUGGUCCAAUUCAGAGAGGCAGGCGGUAUGAUAUAUCUAGAGGAUGACAACAGUGCAUUUGUCGUUGAUGAAGAUGAGCAUGGCCCAGAAAAUGAUAAUGUUCCUGUAACAGAAUCACCUUCGAAGGAAUCAAUGAAAUCUUCAAACAAUAUAGCGGAUAACUUAUUAGAGCCAAAUAAUAAUAGUUCAAUCCCUUCUAAGAGAGUAUUGCCAAGUGAAAAAAGUAGCAUUAGAAAGAACGGAUCUAAAAAGAAAAUCAAUAAAGAAAAGGUGACUGAUAAAGGGAAGAUGGAACUAUCGUCACCGUUGUCUCAGGCAGGAAAUCAAGACUUUCAAGAUUUAUCUGAAAUUCCAGAACCCAGCAGUCCGUACUUUAGAAAUACCUCAAUAUCACAGCGAUCGAAAUACGCGGACGUUUCAAUUGAGCUAUGA